ACUUAUUGUUAGAACGCCAGAAAACAUUUGGUGAAGGUUGUAUGUGUAUGUCUGUGUUCCCCAGUCGAUAGUGGAAACUGGAAAGUGGAAAGAAAGCCAAAAUUAGAAAAAGUCAUAGAUCAGAAAUUUUCAAUUAGUUUUUAUGGUCAAGCCUCAAAACAGCGAAACUAAGAGGAUUUAAUGCUGGAAGUGUGGAAGUUAUGUGAUAAGGAAGUGAUAAAACUCUGUUACUGAGGGUUUCCUCGGAACUUCCAAUGAAUCAUUUCAGUGGAAGUUGAUAUGUGAACUUUGCACUGAUACAUACUUUUAUCAGUUCUUCUCCCACUGCUUGGCACAAUAAGUGAAAUGUAAUCAGCUAUGGCGAAAAAAAACGCAGGGGUCCAAGUUGAUAGUGACUCCGCUUACCUUUUUUCGGACAGUGGGUCUUGUGAUUUCAAAAUGGAAUACAAGUUCAGACUCAAUAAGCUAGUGUUUAUUUGCGCUCUCUUUGUUGUUAUCAGUAUGGUUUAUUUUGGUUUCUUUUUCUCAGAUAAAGUUUGUGCGCUCUCUAAUUUCAAAUCUCCAAGUUGUUCCGAAGUUAGUCUAAGAACUCCAACCCCUGAACAUGUCGUUAAACUCUUGUCCUUGCUCUCUGAUCCAUUCAACUCCAAGUUACCGAACCCUGGUCUAAGUUAUGACGAAAUUAUUCAUGAGAAUUUUCAGUUUGAUAUGAAUGCUCACGACGUAAUGGUUUUUUUGCAUAUUCAAAAGACAGGAGGUACCUCUUUUGGUCGGCAUUUAGUACAGGAUUUAGAUCUGCAAAGACCCUGUACAUGUCAGAAGAAGAGAAAACGUUGUUAUUGUUUUCGUCCCAACCGUAAUGAAAAUUGGCUGUUCAGCCGAUAUUCUAUUGGAUGGAAGUGUGGACUCCACGCAGAUUGGACAGAACUCUCAAGCUGUGUUGAUGCUGAGUUGAUAAAGAAUGAAGGUGACUCAGUGAAAAGGAGGUAUUUUUAUAUAUCCCUUCUUAGAGAACCUAUCAGCCGCUAUUUAUCUGAAUUUCGCCAUGUUCAACGAGGGGCCACCUGGAAAAAUUCAAGACAUUGGUGCGGCGGUCGGGUGGCAACGGAGCAAGAGCUGCCCAAAUGUUACCCAGGAGUUGUCUGGAGUGAUGUUACCUUUGACAGUUUCACGUCUUGUCCUUAUAAUUUAGCAAAUAACAGGCAAACUAGAAUGAUGGCUGACUUGGCUUUGGUUGGUUGUUACAAUACAUCUUCUUACUCAAAGGAGGACCGAGACCAGAUUUUACUCGCAAGUGCAAAAAAGAACUUGGCCAACAUGGCAUUCUUUGCACUCACAGAGUACCAAAAGAUCGGUCAGUAUGUUUUUGAAGAGACUUUCAAUCUGAGAUUUGCUGUGACUUUUUCCCAGCAUAACUCAACUCUGUCUAACGCCGUCCUAGCAACUCUUACAAAGGACCAAAUAGAAAAAAUCCGCAGGCUCAAUAGCUUGGAUAUUGAACUCUAUGAGUUUGCAAAGUCACUAAUGUUUAGUCGCUUCAAUAAAUUACAAAUGAGAGAUCCUCAAUUUGAAGAACGAUGGAAUCACCUCGGAGAGUUACCGAACAAGACUGAAUUCAAUUGGGAUGAUGCGAUUGAUGAUGAAACGACAAAGACCACUACAGACACGUAGGAGUACGCCCUUCGGACCUCGGUCCUGGCUCCAUGAGCUGCAUCUAGUCAGGUUUUAAUUUCUUCCAAUUUUUUGUCAGUCUGUGAUCUGGGAAUGGACUUCGCUUCUUGAUGUCGUUUCCGUUUGUUUUAGAUCUGAAUUACCAGGAAUUUUGUCAUAAUAAUCAUUGGAGGGGGAUUCCAGUUGUACUACACUUUGCAAUUAGAAACAACUAUUUCUUGAUCAUCUGUGAAAACACUCAUGUGCGUAGGGAAACUAAUGGCACAUACGUUCUUUCUCAACUGAGCCAGAAUCUGUAGUCUCUAAUUGCCAAGUGUAGUCAAGUUUGGCAAUGGUCCAUGGAAUCUUGGAGGUAGGUCGGAACGUUUAAAGGUGGAAGUGUGAAAUUUGUACUGGUAAAAGCCGUAUAGAUGGUACCUCCUUUAGGAGUUACGGAGGCCCAUAAAUUUAGGAAUGGCUGUGAGUAAGAUAGUAGGGCACUGCACAAAUUUGCCUCUGCAUCUGUCCUCUAUCAUAGACAACCAAUUGAUAUUAAAACUAACUUUUAUCAGCUUACUAUUGAAAGUUGGUUUAAAAUUAAUGUAAAUCUUGUAGUGUUAUGCAAUUGGUGAAUUUCAUUGAAUUUAUGCACAAAAUUCUCAUUCCUGAGGGAAGGUUGGAUGGGAAA
Messenger RNA from Bemisia tabaci, 2338 nucleotides. It is a transcript of the gene Hs6st, whose product is annotated as heparan sulfate 6-O-sulfotransferase. Gene Ontology annotation, molecular function: heparan sulfate 6-sulfotransferase activity. Gene Ontology annotation, cellular component: membrane. Lineage: Eukaryota; Metazoa; Arthropoda; Insecta; Hemiptera; Aleyrodidae. The record is from RefSeq and is a predicted model, not a curated record.